UGCGCACCGCCCCGGGCCGGGCCGCCUGGGCCGAGGUGGGCGCUGGGGGCCGGGCGGCAGCCUGCCGUGCUGUUCGUUCGUCAGGGUGGGCUGUGGGGCUGCAGACUCUGUGUAGCAGCGGCUCUGCAAGGGCAUAUUUGGAUUCGUAUUUCGAUUUUUUUUUCUUUUUUUUUUUUUUUUUUUUUUGAUGCGUGGAUAUUCGCAGAACUUCAGUUCUUUGUUGUCUGUAGGCUUUACUUCAGGAUCUAACCUUGUUCUUGUGUGGGAGUGUUGCCACUAGUAGGAUGUGCAUGUGGCUGCAUAUUAAGCGCAGAGCACGAGAAUAAACGCAUGCAAAGUAGGAGCUGAUAGCAUUCACUUCAGGUGUACUGUGGCAUGUUGUCUUUAGGUACAAGUGAAUUCCAUUAGACAGACCUUUAGUACGUGAAGACUCAAACAUUCCACCCCCCCAAUUUUCCAGCAUUUUAAAUGGAAGGGCGGUGGUGGCACGCACAUACACCAGACUGGCAGCAGAGCAUGCCUUGUAAAACUGCUCUGAAGCUUACUAUGGCUGUAAAUAUUUUGUCAGAUUUCUUCAUGAAAUAUUGAGGAACUUGCGUUCUGUAGUUUUGUUUUUGCCUGAUUCGCAGAAAUGCAGCUGGCAUCUCACAGUUCUGCUGUGGUACAUCAAGGACAAGUCGUUCUACUUUAGGUGUGUUAGCAAAACAAACUGGGGCAAUUUGUAUGUAGGAGGGAAGUAGAAUGAAAUGCUUUGCUCUGUGCAGCAAGACUUUGAUUUUCAAAGAGCUCAGACUAGUUUUUCAUAGUCCUUUAUGCUGUCUGUUCUACCACAUCAAUUAGCUCACUCUCACAACUUCCAAGGUAGAUGGAAAGCUUUGCGUGGUCUUCGUCUUCUUGGGAUCCAUUCCAGCUCAACCCUUGAGGUGAGGAGGCUGCAUGGCUCUGUGAUACCAAGGCCUCUCAGCUUGCAGUGUGGGCUUCAGUCUGCCCUCUCAGGCAGUGUGCUACAGCCACAGUUCCUUUCUAUUACGUGACUUUAAAAAAACCUAUUUUUUAAUUUUUCUAAGACUCCACAGACAUUUUAUCACAGUUCACCCUUCAUUGGUAUUGCCCUUCAUUUUUUCUUUAUGACAUCUUGAACCACUUUUUGCAGUUUUUGUCUCACAGCCCUGCCAGGAUGCCACGAGCUCCCUCUUGGUUCUCUGGCUGUUUUGGCAGUUAUUCCUCAUGUGUUUGUGAUGACGACACUGCUCACGUCGCUGCUCACACCACGUGGCUGCUGGGGCUGUCAGCGCUGCCAGCACGCUGUUGCUUCACAGGGGAAGUUCUCUCUGGCAGGCCAGCAUAAUGACUUAGAAGCUACGGCUCUUGCUAUGACACUUAUGUAUUUUUAUUUCUCAAGGAUAUUCAUGGAUCUGUUGGAAAAUCCAUGUUAGGCCCUGAACGUGUCAGCCCAGAUGCUUUUCCCUCUUGGUGUAUUCAUUAUGAGGCUGGAUAUUGGCAGGAAUCCCUGAUUUUUUUUCCCUGUCAGGCACUAGCAAAACUUUUGGUAUAAAAUGCUAGCAAAAAUAUGUCAUCAAAGAACUGUUCCUUUUACCCACACGAUCCUUUUAUUUACUUGAGUCAUAAACCCAGUUUUGGGUUCUUUCUGUUCCUGUUCCAGGGCACAUCUUGUUUCUCUCCAUCAUUAAAAGCAGGUUUUUUUUUUGGUGGCAGUUAGGUUUCAGUGGUGCAUACAUGGAGGAUUGUGUAGGAGGCAGACAUGAACAUUGACGGACUAUGUUUGGCAUGGACAGAUGAAUAAAAAAGAUUAGUAAAAAUAAGAAACGCCAUGGGAUUUUCACUCUCACUUGGGAAGUUGUAUCCAGUGGUCAGAAGGCUCUGUCCAUCUGAUGUGCAAAAAGUACAUCUGUGUCUCACUCUGUGAGGACUCCAAUCUGGUGUCAGGAUUGGCGUUUGAGCUCCAGUGAUGGUGUAGGAUGUGUGAUGUGCCUUUGGGCUAGGAAUAUGGGAGAUGACACUUUGAGAAUUUCAAACGACGUUUUCCAGGGGAAGAAGUGUUGCUGCCACUACCAGUCAGCAGUUCUGGUCCUAUUACUGCUCCAGCAGGCAGCGAGGGCUUGUUUGCUGUGAAGGUUUUGGUGGCUGUCAGAAUGCACGAUGUCCUGGCGGCUGAUUGAUGGCACUGCCCAGUUGCUGAGCGUGAUGGAUGCGGUUCUCGCUGCGAUUGGGUGACGUUUGAUCUAGCAGUGAGUGAGCCAAAAUGCCACAGGUAAUGCUCUGAACAGACAUCCAAAAUAGAUCAACUUGCAGCUUGCAUCAAAACAUGUCGCAAAUGUGCUCGCAGGGAAUCUGGCAUUACUGUCCUGGCCAAGUCAGUCAUUUUACAGUUAGAAGGAAGCUUGUAAAGUGCCAUUUGCAAAUGUGCUACAGAGCAUCUUGACCUUUUGGCUUAAUCUGAUCAGCGGCCCCGUGCUUUUGUGAUAGGCUGCUGUUGGCAGCUGUGCUAUGAAAGCCCUCUGCUGAUUUUUGAAAUGCUAUAUUUAGUUCCUUUCCAGUCUAAUACAAUUUUUUUUUUUUUUUUUUGUGCUAGCAACAUAAAAUGAUAUAGUUUUAAUUGGUAAGUUUGAGCACAAAUGGUGGAGCAGUUGGCAUUUAGGAUACCUGAGAUGAAUUGAGGUCCCAGCUCAUUUGAAUUCAGGUGCUCACUGUUCAGGUAAUUCACUGUACUCGUUUCACAGUUAAUGGCCAGUUCUUCUGGGAGAGUCUUUUCCAUAUCCAAAAUAGUACCUGGAAACCAUCUGGAGACUCUUGGUUCUAUUUUAUAAGUGUGCUUAGAUAAGCUGACGGUUAUUAAGUCAUUUUUAUCUUACUGUUUACACUCCAGUAAUGCAAGUGUUAUUCUGCCAGGUAAUCAUGAAAUAGGAGGAGCGUGGUGAUAGGCGUUAUGCAGAUAAGAGCACAUAAAUACAGCAUUGCCUGGAAGAGCUGGCACAUUAAUUCUAAGAUGGGGAAAAAACAUAGAUCUUGACGGAUGGAAUGGAGCAUUGGUAUGGGAGCCAGCAGUGUCAGGCUAUUGCUGACUUGCUGGUGUGCUUCAGCUUUCUUACAAAUGCCAUAGUGAAGGUACAGCAUAAGAAAAUACACUACCAAUGCAGUGAGUUGUAGGAGUUGUGUGUGGGAGGACGUACCAACUGCUAAGUUUGGUGUGCAAGAUAAGAUAGGAAUAAGUUUUGAGGAAUAUCAGCAACGAAGUUGUUACCUCUGUUACAUAAAGGUCUUGUGGAGAGGGGUGAAUUGUUUGUUUAUUUUUUCCUAAAAGAGAAGUGAAACACUAGCCUGAUACCUUCUAUUGGUCCUAGCUCUACUGAGUUUCAGUAAAACGUAACAUUUAAAAAAUAAUAUUUAUUUUAGGAAUUAUAUCCAACUCUUUGAAGUUUCUAAAUAUGUACUUCAUUGAAAGGGCUAUGCUAAAUAUAGACUAUUUCAGGCAUACCUUACAUUAAAAAUAAUCUAGGCAUACCUGAGUUUAAGUCAACAAAUUUAGCACUGUUACCUUCUGUUGCUUGUUGGCAGUUUAUCAAAUCUGAAGCUUUUAAAAUUAGGCAGGCAGAUUGUUCUGCUGCUUUUGAAGUGUUUUGAUCUUUCUAUAAAGGUGGAAAUUAACAGUUAGAGAGAAGUGCUUUUGAUCUUCAUCAGCUUUUUGUAGGCAGACUGCCAUUACGAGUCAUUUUAAAAGUAAAAAGUAAACCAAGAACAGCAAGCAGUGAUGGUUACACUUCAAACUCUUGUGUGCUGAGCUCAAAGUGUCCGAGCGAGUUUGGCAAGAACUAGUUCUUAGAUUUGUAUGGAAGGAUUAUUUAAAUGGAAGUGAUUUGGCUCUGUCUGUAUUUAUUUUUUAUUUUUCCAUGAAACUGAAUUAUUUUUAUUUAAGAAGGCUGAGUUGGAAAGAGGCAAAUUGUGUGGAUAUUGCCAAGAUUUUAAUCCUCAGUGUUUCUAGUUCAUUUUGUGUUUACUUCCCCUCUGCCUACUUGUCUUGAAUGGAUUGUGCCUAUGAUCAAAAGAAACGUGGAGAGUUUCUUUCUUGCUUUCUUCUUAGCUAUAUUGUAUGGUUUUUUUUGAGGGGUUCUGUUUUUCUUCAGGAUUUUCACUCCUAUUAAUUAUCAGUCUUUUGUUUCACGUACACGGAAACAUGUCUGAGGAAUAAUCUGUGAAGCACCUUACAACUCUUCUAUCUCUCAGCUAAAUACAGUAAUCAAAUUCCUUGCACAAUCACUUUGGUCCUACAUUGUUGGUUGUGAUUUAAAUUGUUAGAUUCAAUUUUUUUCUUGCAAUGUUUUUAGUCCCCAAAUGUGUAGGAAGAGGUCGGGCAGUGCUGUGUAUGUACUGGGCUACUUGCAUCUCAGACACUUGCUGAAUGGCUCCCUUUUCUUAGCCCUUCAUCCCAUUUCUGUGCUAUUCAAAAGACAGACACAAGGCCUAUGUGGCCAAGUCCUGAUAUUCUGUGGCUUUUCCAAGAGCUCCAGAGUCAGUAAACAUUGCCUGAUGGAUGCCUGCCUCUCUGUGUGUGUUUGUGAAAGGUGGCUCAUCUGCUCGUCCUUGUUACCUUUUGUUCUGCCUGCUCUUACUCAAUGAAGGCAGAAGAGUCUCCAGGUUGGUUAGUGGAUUGCCAAAAUGUGCAUUGUCAGUACUUGGAUUUUAUGUCAGCAUUUGUUUCUGAUACCACAUUGAUUAUAUUUUGUCAGAAGUGCCUCCUUUCCAAUUAUUCCAGGUUUGAUGCUCUUCCUUCCUCACAUGUCCCAAAGGCCUGCUGAGAGCAGGUUCCAGCAGCGAGCUGCUCCUGUCUGUUCCAUGUCGUGUCCUCCAGCCUGUUGGCCACAGGGAUUCAGAGGUGGAAGAGUUGUGCUUGCAUUUCAGCUAGUCAGGUGCAUAACUGUUCUUUUAUGAAGAUAUCUGGGGCUUGAAAUGGACCAAUUUGAGCAUGACCAUCAUUUGGGUGAAAUCUGUGGUUUGGGCAGUCUUAUACAAUCUGUCCAAACAGUUAAAAGAAAUUCUCAAGCUGAAACAAAGCAGUAGAUAGUUACAUCAAUGUUGAAUAACCUAAGCACAAUUGUGUUCCUUUAGGGAGGACAUCUUCUUGUCUUCGUUAUUGGCUCUUCACAUAAUGUAGUGUAAAAUCAGUUUUCUGACAGCAGCUGGAUCAGCCUUACUGUCUGAUGAACGUCACAAUGAACCUUGUGCUUGGUUAAGCCACACUGCAACAAGUGAUGGUGUGCAGUUUCACGUGAAGCUUGUUUGAAUAUUAGACGAUGACAAGGUAGAAAUACACACUUGAAGUUGCUUGUCUUGAAAGCACCUUUCUCUGUUCUGUGACAUCAUGUGUUGAUGUACAUCAGGGAUUUUAAAUUUACUCAAAUGUAAGUAUUCAAGAACUGGAAUAGUCAGAUCUUUCUUACUGCGUGAGCACAAACUGCAAAUCUGCCAAGUCAGCAACCUGAAUUUAGUAGCACUGCUUACUUGAAUGUCUGAGCAUUUAAAGCUUUAUAUUGUUAGGUACAGAAAAUUCAGAGUUCUAUCAUUUAAGGUCUUGAUGGCGUAAAUUAAUUGCUGUUAUAUAUUAUAUAUUGCUGUUAUAUAUUAUGGCCAAUUACAAAAAAAAAAAAAAGAAAAAAGAAAAAAGAAAGAAAGAAAGAAAAAGAAAAAAAUGUGUGUUUUAACAGGCUGAAGAGAUGUGAAGUUACCCGUGCAAGGAAGCAGAGAACAGAGGUUAUUCUUACUCCACAGAAUCCCAAUUCUUCCAAAAUACUUCUGUAAUUGGUAGUGAGAUGUUUCUGCAGGAGAUGUCCCAGUUUGUAGGAAGCCUGAAAGAGUAGCUCUAAGGCAUACUUUGCCUACUUCACCCCAAUGAGUGCUGCUUGCAUGCUAACAGUGGUGAGUUCCAGUGGCUUUCAGUGUUGCAGAAGUAUAGAGAAGAUUUAAAAACUUGAUUAGACAGUGGCAAACGUAUCUAGUAGAUCUAUAAUGAGAUUGUAUCUUUUGCUGUCCCUAAAUGUAAAGUGUUGCAGAGGUUUAUUACACGUCAGUGUGGCAGCACAGCUAAAAAAUGUUUGGUAUUGGUGGACCAAGUGACUUUAUUAACCUGUAUGUGGUACCACAACAAGAUGUCAUUGCUUUUCCAAGCAGAAUGCCUCACAGAUUUGCUGUGUUUGAGUAUUUGACCGUCUCACAUUGGUAUGCUUUUGUAUCUCAAAACAUACAUUUAUUUGUUUUUAUGAAGCACGUCAUUAAAAGAUGAAAUGAAACCUGCAAAUGAAACUACAGAAGCUGUGUGAUGCACUGCUGUGCUGACUCAGUGAAUUAAGAUUUGGAUUUUGAUUAAGCAGCUAGUGCACUGAAAUCUCCGAUGAAUUUAUUAGUUUUUAACUCUCUUAUUAAAUUCAGUGAGUGUUCAUUUGUGUGGAUUCUCUGAUGUUUAACAAGGGGGUCAGCUCACAUUGUAGUUGGUCCACACUUACAGUUGAUGACAGUUUUGUAAGAAUUGGAAGACAUUUGUCUUUUAUUAAACCAUCUGAAAUUGCUCAGAAUGUUUUCAGGAGCAUGCACAGGUAAAUGAUGACAGAAGCCUUUCUUACAGGAGGUUUGUUAUGGAAGAGGUAUUAAGGAAGGAAGCUUUUCUGAUAAGAAGUGGCUGGAACUCUGUAGUAGUUUAAAAUGGCAAAAUAAAUAAAUCUCAGUAUCUCAGAUAUUUAACAUUGCUGCCUGGAAACGCAUGUCCCCUUUGCUACAGAUACAGUUUAUAACAUUGUGUAAUAUAACUGAUCUUACAGCAUUCCUUAGAGUUCAUUCCUGACACAUUCAUAUUUUUUUAUUACAAAGUAGGUGACAUUAGUCAAAGUCUAAAACUAUGUUCCUGAGGCUUGAAUACAUGACGUGUUCACAUGCUAAUAGAGUUUAAACUUAACGAUAUAUUUAGACAAUAGGUAAUCCCUUUUUAUCCUUCCUAGUAAGUAACAGAUGCGGGUGAAAGAUCCAUCAAGAGCUAACCCUGAGAAGACGAAGAGAAGCAAAAGGCCUAAUAGGCCACAAGAUGAAGACUCUUCAGAUGAUAUUGCAGGCUUAACCUGCCAGCACGUGAGCCAAGCAGUGGAUGUACAUCAUGUGAAGAGAGCAGUAGCUCAGAGCAUUUGGUCAAUAUGCUCAGAGUGUCUGAAGGAAAGGCGGAUGAGUGAUGGUGAGCCUGUGGCACCUUCAGACAUAUGGCUGUGUCUCAAGUGUGGCUCUCAGGGAUGCAGUAAGAACUCAGAAGGACAGCAUUCUUUAAAACACUUUCAAACGGCACGCACAGAACCUCAUUGCAUUGUUAUCAGUCUCAGUACGUGGAUCAUAUGGUGUUAUGAAUGUGAUGAAGAGCUGUCGACACAUUGCAACAAAAAGGCUUUGGCUCAGAUAGUUGACUUUCUUCAGAAACAUGGUUCCAGAGCUGAACCAAGUUCAUCAAAAAUCAUACGACUCCGUGAUGAAAGCAGUGAAACCAGUGAAAUUCUGAAAGGGAAAAGUUCUGGUAAUGGUACAUCAGUUCCAGUUAAAGGAAUAAAUAAUUUAGGAAAUACGUGCUUUUUUAAUGCUGUCAUGCAGAAUUUGGCACAGACUCACAUACUAAAUGAACUGAUGUAUGAGAUGAAGGAAAAAGGAACAAAGUUAAAAAUCUGUCAUACUUCAGACUCCCAGUUGGAUCCUUUGGUUGUAAACCUCUCCAGUCCAGGACCCUUGACUUCAGCGAUGUUCUUGUUCCUUCACAGCAUGAGAGAGGCUGGAAGAGGUCCUCUUUCUCCCAAAGUAUUGUUCAGCCAGCUUUGUCAGAAGGCUCCUCGAUUUAAGGGAUUCCAGCAGCAGGACAGCCAAGAGCUUCUGCACUAUUUGCUGGAUGCAAUGAGGAUUGAAGAAACAAAGCGUAUACAAACUGGUAUCUUAAAAGCAUUUAAUAAUCCAACAACUAAGACAGCAGAUGAAGAAACUAGAAGAAAAGUCAAAGCAUAUGGAAGAGAGGGUGUGAAGAUGAACUUCAUAGAUAGGAUCUUUGUUGGUGAAUUGACUAGCACUGUCAUGUGUGAGGAAUGUGAAAAUAUUUCAACAGUAAAAGAACCUUUCAUUGAUCUUUCACUUCCUAUAAUAGAGGAGAGGGUUGCAAAACCUGUGCCUUUGGGAAGGACAAAUAAAAGUAAAAGUGUGCAUGAAGCAGAUCUUGGACAAUAUUCGUGUUCUUCCAUCAGUACACUGAAUAAUCAGCCCAAAAUUGUCAAGAAACAUGCUUCAACAAAAGAUAAGAAUCAGUUGAACCAGGAGAGAAGGCUUGCCAGAAAAGCUUCCUCUAAUGAAGAAGAAAGAAGCCCUGUUAUUAUUCAGGAAAGAUCCAAAAAGCCAGAGCUAGAAGAUAGCUCUAGUGUGCUGUACUCCAAAGACACAACUGUGGAAUCUGCCAUGAAUGGGAGUCAGACAGAGGGCAGCGAGAAGGAAGCCAGCCGUUCUGAAAGCAGCUUUGAUGCAGACAGUGAAGCCUCUGAAAGUGAAAGUGCUUCUAAGCAAACAGCUUUUAGCUCAUGCAGCAACACAUCUGCUUUGCAUGUCAACCACGUCAGUGUUAAAAUGCCACACACCAAACCAAGUGACAGUAACGAAGAGAAGAUUUCCAGUGCCAUAUCCAAGCUCAGUUUCUGUGAUACUAUAAACGAAGAUGAAAAGUCAAGCUUUGGUGAUCCAGGUUUAUCAAAUAAUUCCAUGUUCUCAGCAGACAAGUCCUUAUUGUCCUCAAACCCUCAAAAUGCUUUUCAGACGCUUUCCCAGAGCUAUAUAACUAGCUCCAAGGAGUGUUCUGUCCAGUCCUGCCUUUACCAAUUUACCUCUGUAGAGCUGUUAAUGGGGAACAACAAGCUUUUGUGUGAGAGCUGCACAGAAAGGAAACAGAAGUAUCAGAAGAAAUCCAACUCCUCAGAAAAGAAAAUGGAAGGUGUCUACACGAAUGCUCGGAAACAGCUACUGAUUUCUUCAGUUCCUGCUAUUCUUAUUCUCCAUCUGAAAAGAUUCCACCAGGCUGGUUUGAGUCUACGGAAAGUAAAUAGGCACGUGGAUUUCCCACUGAUUUUAGACCUAGCACCAUUUUGUUCUGCUUCUUGUAAGAACGUUACAGAUGGUGCAAGAGUGCUGUACAGCCUUUAUGGAAUAGUGGAGCACAGUGGGUCAAUGAGGGGUGGUCAUUAUGCGGCUUAUGUGAAAGUCAGAACACCCUCCAAGAAAUUACUCGAACAUAUUUCCUCCACAAAAAACGUUCUAGGUUUAAAAGAAGCCAUGGGAGCAUCAGCAGGACAGUGGGUGUAUGUUAGCGAUGCCCACGUUCAGAUGGUUCCAGAAUCACGAGUACUAAAUGCACAAGCAUAUCUGCUUUUUUAUGAAAGAUUACUGAUAUAAUUCUCAACAGUUUAAUUAAAAAAAAAAAGUAGUGGUUAUUUAGUUUCUCUUAUUUAAAGCUGCAGUAGAAAGAGUACCUGUAAAUACUGUGCCUUUAUCUUGCAGAGAAUUUACCAUAUGUUGACUCUGAAAUUCAGUCAAGGUAUUUUAAAUAUCUGAAUGGUUCCUUUAAAAUAUGCACUUUGUCACACAUUUUAAUUUUACAGUUAGAAUGUAAGAUGAUGUUCUAUCCUAGUGAGGUCAGUGGAAACUUUCGUUGUUGAUUUUAAUGAAGAUAAGCUUUCACCCAUAGUUCUAGAACAGGUGAGAAUAAAAAUGCUGAUAGUGUUAAGUGCCUGGAUUUGCUGCUGUACAGUAACAAUAUAAAGUACUUGAACUGCUUUUCAAUUGAGUCUUUAUCCUUCCCAUCCCUGGGUUGGAUGUCUGCUGUUAGGAUUUCUGCAAACAUGUACAGGUCAAAGCAUGUAGCCUGCAGAUGUAGUAAUUUGGAAAGCAGCAUUUCCAGAACAGAACAACAACAGAUGUCUCUGGAUAAUGCUGCAGUGCACUUUCCCAAUAUGUUGUUGGAAAUAGGUUGGGAAAGUAUUAAAAUAUUGCUUCUGCAAUGUGACAGUGUAGAUAGUUAACACCUGUUCAGCUGUCUCCAACAAGUGCUGGUAUAGCUGUAUACUCCUGUUUUAAUGUAAAUAUAUACUGUGGUGUGCAUGUAUAUAUUCUCUAAGAUAAAUAUAUGCAUAUAUAUAUGCACACCAUAAAUCCAUCAAUAUAUGUUGUCAUUUUACCUAUUAGGAUAGGAAGGAAUUGCAAAUACUUCUGUAUUUAGUAAAUUUUCAAAUUCAUGAUUGUGACAGAUGUACAGCAUAUGAUGAGCUUGUGUAUGAAUAUGUAUGGAGUUUAAGUGUAACUGGAUAAUUCUGUUACUUUUGGUUCCAAACAUUAAUUUGUUUAUCUGUUCCUGAAUAUUUUUCUCAUGGGGAGUAAUAAACUAUAAAUUAUU
Phasianus colchicus (ring-necked pheasant) is the source of this 10459-nucleotide messenger RNA. NCBI's taxonomy places the organism in Eukaryota, Metazoa, Chordata, Aves, Galliformes, Phasianidae. The record is from RefSeq and is a predicted model, not a curated record.